Radiomyces spectabilis is the source of this 1930-nucleotide messenger RNA. RefSeq lists its product as uncharacterized. NCBI's taxonomy places the organism in Eukaryota, Fungi, Mucoromycota, Mucoromycetes, Mucorales, Radiomycetaceae. The coding region runs from base 414 to 1454 and encodes 346 amino acids. The record is from RefSeq and is a predicted model, not a curated record. The transcript is spliced from 3 exons.
UUAUUGAAUAACAACAACGAUACCAACGGCACUGAAUCAUUACCAACCCCCGUCACACCUUCGACUCCUUCGCUGCCUCAGGAAAAGGGUUUUGGAUUGUUCGCACUGGAAAAGCAUCCAUCGCGAAACCCUAAAUUGCUCACUCCCAAUAAACCGUUUAUUUGUCACGAGUGUAACCAAUGCUUUAGCCGACCUCACAACUUAAAGUCACAUCUCACCACUCACUCGCCAGAACGUCCUUAUAAGUCUAGUGUGACAUUUGCAAACACUUCUUUCGGCGUCAUCAUGAUCUGAAACGACAUCAAAAGUUGCAUACAGGUGAACGACCCUAUGUUUGUAACGGUUGUCAUCGAUCCUUUGCACGACUCGACGCUCUCAAUCGUCAUCAGCGGACUGAAGGCACCGCUUGCACGAUGAUGCGUCAAAGUGUGGCAACCAACUCUUCAGCCCCACCUCCCGUGUCAACCUCCGCAACACUGACCAUAUCAGCCGCACGAACAAAACUUCAAACAACACCCAAAGGACCCAAAGAAAAACCAAAAGAUAAUCAAGAAAGUGAAGAGGCCAGAGGACAUUCGAAUUCGACUGCUUCUUCUUCGUCAUCUUCAUCUUCAUCUUCUUCUUCGGAGCGACCUUUGACAUCAGCGACGAGUUCUUCUUCGCCGGCUACAACGACGACAACGACAACGACAACCCCGGUCGAAGCCACGGGCGUCACCGCCACAACUCAUUCGACAGGUCGUCCAGUUAUACCACAAAUUCAUAUUCCGAAUCCCGCUUCACAGCCUCUUCCAAACUUGUCUCGGUUUUCACCACCCCCACUCCCACCCUCAUCGAGUGCAUCCUUAUCGUUAGCCUCACCUCCCACAGGCACCGAUCCUUCACAUUACGGUCGAUCACCGGAUUAUUAUCGCCCGUUAUCGGUCCCACUAUUUAAAGUGAAACCAUUGUUAUCGCCGCUCCCUGAUUGCCCGGUGCCACAAGGUUCCUAUCGUACAUGGAAUGCUCACUCACCACAACCACCGCCGCCUCCGCCGCCGCCACAUCCGCGCACAUUACCUUCACCUUCUGUUCCCAUGACAUCAGGGUCGGGUCAUCUUCACGCCAUCACGCCUUUAUCGGCGACUUCCCAAAUGGACCAUCCAUCGCCGCAGUUGAUUGCCCGAUCCGAAGCUUCCAUUUCAAGUACCACCAGCCCCUUAACCACAUCACCUCCACCCUUGGAUUAUGCACAACUGCGCCAAGAGAACGAAAGUCUGAAACGUGAAAUUGCACGACUGAAAGCGGACAUGGCUCAAGAUACUUUACGAUCACAGUUGCAUGAUCUAGAAGUCGAGAACAAAGUUCUGCGAUCGCUUAUUGUUGACCCAAAACAAUCGCCACCUCCAACCACCAAACGUCCCGCAAUGCAAGAAAUCGCUCCGGCCAAAAAGUCUCGACUCAAUAGCCUUUAAAACAAAAAUCCAACAAAAAAGCACCAUUCAUUUGUCCUAUGCAUCAUCAAAAAAAAAAGGCACAACUAACCACCCCCAAAAAAGGAAAGCCAAACCGGUCAUUCAAAUCACUCCCAACCAUGCACCCAAAAAAAAAAAAAAGAAAAGAAAAAGCAGAACGUUAUGUAUCGACAAGCAUAAGACAAGUUGGAAACAGGAUGAUAAAAGAUAGAAAAUAACAACAAGAGAUGACGAUUUUAGAUGGUGAAUUGAAAUAGUCUAAAAAGAAAAAGAUGACCAAAUAAGAAGAUCGGGGUUAUCCGGUGAAUAUGAUGAAAAAAAAAAAAAAAGUUUAAGGUUGUGGCUUUUGGGAAAAAGCGUGUAUAUAAAAAAGGGCCGAGGGAAGAAAGGGAAAUAGUAAAUGGCAACAAGAAAAUAAAUCACAAGGGGUUGUAUCCUCCAUUCGUGGGCGAUUCCGCCGAUCCGUUGGAUAAAAA